Siniperca chuatsi (mandarin fish) is the source of this 5212-nucleotide messenger RNA. It is a transcript of the gene ano2b, whose product is annotated as anoctamin 2b. The transcript has 25 exons. Gene Ontology annotation, molecular function: protein dimerization activity; chloride channel activity. Bases 468 to 3527 code for a protein of 1019 amino acids. Lineage: Eukaryota; Metazoa; Chordata; Actinopteri; Centrarchiformes; Sinipercidae. The record is from RefSeq and is a predicted model, not a curated record. Gene Ontology annotation, biological process: chloride transmembrane transport. Gene Ontology annotation, cellular component: plasma membrane.
AAACAGACCAGACUUCUAAAAAACAGUUGAAACCACUCAGAAAAUAAUCAGAAUUUUCACCAAGCUGGCAAAAAUGUGUUGAUUUUCUUUCAUUAAAACGGCAUUCUGAGACUCAGCAUCAAGACUAAAUAACAUAUUGAAGACGGACAUUUUUUACAGCGUGGCGCGCUCCGUGCCAAAAGCGCCGGUUGGAUGGGUAUCACCAGCAUGUGAUCCGGCUGCUGAGUCUGUACGCGCAGCCUCUUAAAUCUGACAGAUCUUUCUUCACCAAACAAUGUAACCCGCUGCAGACGAGCCGUCGCUCCUCUUGGACUGUGGACUAACUGGAGUGACCUCGGGUGUCAUUUGGGGAUGAUGGGGAUGAAGAUGGUGAUGAUGAAUCCGGCAGUUUUUUCCUGCGGAAACCGCCAACUUUCACUCCCUCUGUCUUUCUUCUACUUAUCUGUGUGUCUUUAAAGCGCAACAGCAUGCAGAUAUCCCCGAGUGAAGACAAGGUCCCAGUUGUGGGUUCAACUUCAAACCCUCAGGGCAGUGGAGAAGGCCUUUACUUCUCUGAUGGCCGACGAAAGGUUGACUACGUUCUGGUCUUCCAUCACCGACGCCACAGCUCCAUACGAUCUCUUGCCAGCACCUCAGUUUCACAUGACAGGUUAUCCAUUGUUUCCAAUGGCAACUUUCCCCCUUCGGUGGGCUCAGAUGUGGUGGCAGGAAGAGGUGGCAUACUGGGAGGGCAGGCUGCGAGUGUCGGCGAGGUAUUCAUGGAGCUUGGAGGUGCAGCAGGGAAUGAUCCAACGGAGCCUGCUGACCAUGAGAUGCGUCUAAUCAGACAGGAAUUUGAGGCCAAUCUGCUGGAGGCCGGCCUGGAGAUAGAGAGAGACAGAGAGUUAAAGACCCACGGCCCCAGCUUCACUCGUCUCCAUGCGCCCUGGCCGGUACUGUGUCGAGAGGCUGAGUUUCUCAAGAUUAAAGUCCCUACAAAGACGAGUUAUGAACUUAAAGAGGAAAGUGGUUUCGGGUCCAGCAUGAGCACAAUGUGGAGGAAACUGAACCAGCCUUUCCAGCCUAAAGUACAUGAGAACCACGAACGCACCAAAUUUCUCUCUCACUGCUUCUCCAGGGACAAACUCCACCUGUACAACAUCACAUCUAAAGACACAUUCUUUGACAACGCCACAAGGGGCCGAAUAGUAUAUGAGAUCCUGAGACGGACGGUGUGUGUACGAACCUGUCAAACCAUAGGCAUCAGCACGCUGAUAGCUAAAGGCGUGUAUGACGCUGCCUUCCCUCUUCAUGAUGGUGACUAUAAGGUUAUUGGACACCUUGAGGAGAGGAGCGACAGACAGGUUCUGCAUGAAGAAUGGGCCAGAUACUCAGCCUUUUACAAGUACCAGCCCAUUGAUCUUGUCAGGAAGUACUUCGGGGAGAAGAUCGGUCUGUACUUUGCAUGGCUCGGUGUUUACACUCAGCUACUGAUGCCAGCCUCCAUAGUGGGAAUCAUUGUGUUUGGCUACGGGGUGGCGACAGUGGAUACUAACAUACCCAGUCAGGAGAUGUGUGAUGAGAGUCUCAAUUUCACCAUGUGUCCUCUGUGUGACGGAGCCUGUGACUUCUGGCAUCUCAGCACUGCCUGCGGCACCGCCAGAGCUUCACACCUCUUCGACAACCCCGCCACCGUCUUCUUCGCCAUCUUCAUGUCUCUGUGGGCGGUGCUGUUCCUGGAGCACUGGAAGCGCCGUCAAAUCAGUUUGAGCUUCAGUUGGGAUCUGACAGGCAUCGAAGAGGACGAGGAACAUCCCAGGCCAAAAUACGAGACUAUCCUCCUUCAGAAGAGACAGAGGAAGCAUAAAACUAAGAAAAGGAAGAAAAAGAAUGAGCCAGAGAAGCAGGAGGACGGGACAGUGACAGGGAAGGACAGAUGGAGACAAAAACUACUGUCUGCCAUGGCUGCAGGAAUACCGGCUGCCAUAGACAAGUUGACCUGGAAAGACCGUCUUCCUGGCUACUUCAUCAACGUUUCUUCUAUCCUCUUUAUGUUUGGCUUGACGUUUUCAGCAGUGUUCGGCGUCAUCGUCUACCGCAUCACAGUGUCGGCCCUGAUGGCGAUGAGCCCCGACCCGGAGACCAAGUCCAAUGUUCGGGUGACGGUGACGGCCACUGCAGUCAUCAUCAACUUAGUGGUUAUUCUGAUCCUUGAUGAAAUCUAUGGCGCUGUGGCACUGUGGCUGACUGAGCUAGAGAUUCCUAAAACAGAAACCAACUUUGAGGAACGUCUCAUCCUGAAAGCCUUCUUGCUCAAGUUUAUGAACGCAUACGCACCCAUCUUUUAUGUUGCUUUCUUCAAGGGAAGGUUUGCUGGUCGACCUGGAAAUUACGUGUAUGUCUUUAAUGAUUAUCGGAUGGAAGAGUGUGCGCCAGGAGGCUGUCUCAUUGAGUUGUGCAUUCAGCUCAGCAUCAUCAUGCUGGGGAAGCAGCUAAUCCAGAACAACAUCUUUGAGAUCGGCAUCCCGAAGUUGAAGAAAUUGGUGCGUGCGAUGAAGGAUAAAGGAUCAGCAGAGAAGGAGAGGGAGGAGGAGAGGCCUCCACAGCAGUGGAACCUGGACUACGCCCUGGCUCCCUUUGAAGGCCUCACACCUGAAUACAUGGAGAUGAUCAUCCAGUUUGGUUUCGUCUCUCUGUUCGUGGCUUCAUUCCCGCUUGCUCCUCUCUUUGCUCUGCUCAACAACAUCAUUGAGAUCAGACUGGAUGCCAAGAAGUUUGUUACAGAGCUACGUAGGCCAGUCGCCGUACGUGCUAAAGACAUUGGUAUAUGGUACAACAUACUGAGUGGAAUGGGAAAAUUCUCAGUCAUUAUAAAUGCCUUUGUGAUCUCCUUCACAUCAGACUUCAUCCCUCGGCUCGUCUACCAGUACAUGUUCAGUCAGACCGGCACCAUGCACGGCUUCAUUGACCAUACGCUCUCCUACUUCAAUGUGUCCAAUUUUAAACCUGGUACCGUGCCGCAGAACUCCCAGCUAGGAGACAUCACCGUCUGCCGGUAUAAAGACUACAGGGAACCCCCCUGGUCCCCAGAUGCGUACACGUUUUCCAAACAGUACUGGUGUGUCCUGGCUGCAAGACUGGCUUUCGUCAUACUGUUCCAGAAUCUGGUGAUGUUCCUCAGCCUCUUGGUCGCCUGGGUUAUCCCUGACGUUCCCAAAACCAUCAUGGAGCAGCUCAAACGGGAGAAGAAGCUCCUGGUCGACGUCUUCUUACGGGAAGAGAAGGAAAAAUUCCAGCUCAUCCAGAACCUCUUCUCCAAGGACACCACCCUCCACCCGGGCAGCCACGUGCUCCACCCGGGCCAGGGCCUCCCCAUCCCGGGCCGCUACAGUACUCUACCCUCAGGUCAAACGCAGGGCUUGGCUGGAGAUGUAGGUGGAGGAGGACCAAGGGCGAGGUGUAGGGCCGCCAGCUUCAGCCAGUUCACCAGGAAUAUUCCCCCGUCGCCAAGAAAUGAAAAUGAGAAUUCGAGACACACGGCGGUGUGACAUGUAACACACACCUCUGUAGGGGUGCUUCAGCUGGGCCUCAGGACUGCAGAACAUGUUGCUCGGGUGAUUCGGUCCGUGAAUGUCUUUGCCUGUGUCUUUUGUGUCCUGGUGUGUGUGACGCAGUAAUGCUGCGAUUAAAAAAAAAAAAAAUCACAGGAUAGUUUGGAACAAAUUUGAAUUCAUUGGUCAGUGUGGUUGAAUGUGCAAUGUCCACACUGGUUGAAUGGGUGUCUCCGUGUUGUUCCUCCUUGCACCGACUGUUCACCUGAUAAAGUGUUAUAAUUUUACUUUUUGGUAAAAAUUAAUUAUUUAGCGAGGCACACUUGCUUCAUAGCGUAGACAAGCAAUAAUUACUGUAUUAGGCUGAACAAAUGAAUAUUACAAGAACCUGGAAGAGACUGGAGAUAAAGAACUAUUAACAAAUGGACAGAUUCAGUGAUGAACAUUUAACACAAACGGAUUGAUGGAAAUUGUGGCUCAUUACUAGGGCUGGGGACUGUGAGAAUUUUCCUGCUUUAUAUGCUUAUGCUCUUUAUGUAUUUUAGUUUUUAACAGAAUUUGUAGCAACUACGACAUUCCACAUUUUCUGUAGUUUUCAAUACAUGGCACUGAAAACACACUGAAAACAUGAGCCUCCUAGAAGAAAAAAUCACUUUCUUUACACCAUGUACUGUGUUCCAGCUGAUUUUUCUCCAUAGAAUUCAGGAAUCACUUUGAAUGAAAUUGUAUUUUUAGUCAUUACACAGCUGCUGGUCAUUGUUUCUCUACACCCUACCCUACGUAUUCGAUGGAAGGAUGCACAUGCCAAUGUGGCACAUUGUUGUAUGCCACUCAUAGAUUCUAGUCCAAGCUAUAGUUUUAGAAAUAGAUGAUCUGCUAAUUGUUUCUGUUAGCCAUACAGACUUUUACAGCUGUCCACUUAGUACAGAAUGACUUAAUAACUACACUUAAUCACUUCUGAAUGCGAAGAGAGAGCCAACUCUUUUGCAAACUGUGAAUGGGAGUGAGCUAGAAUUAUUUCCCUGUUUUUAUUGUCAAGGGAACAAAAACUUCAUCAGCAUUCCUUCAUUAUGAAAUACCAGACUGUAUACUCUGACACUGCUGUAGGUAAGUAAUAAAUCUGGGUUCCUAAUGCCCAAAUAAAAGAGCUUCUCGCAUAAAAGAACUUACUGGUGUCACGAAAAGUCUGGCAGCCAUGUUGGAAGUCUUCAGCUGAGAAACAGACUAGAAUUGCAGUUGUUUCUGACUGCGAACCAUUUCAUCACUAAUACAUCUGACUGAUUUUAUGUUUAGAUAAUUUCAAUUUGUUAGUACGUUAGCUAGCUAUCUGGUAUAACUAUACGCUGUAUAGUUGUUAACUUCUUAGCAUACUUAUUAAAUUAGCUUUUGCAUGUUAAACUGAAAUUUGAAUUCUCACUUUUUGUGUAAGGAAAUAUAAGCUGAUUGAUGAUGCUGCUGCUAAUGUGCAUACUUUUCCAUUUUUCAAGAAAAGGAUUAAAAAAAAAACUUUAUUAGUGGAAAGUGUCCAAGCUUCUGGGUGGGUGGUUCUUUUGGAAGGAUUGACUGACAUUUGGGGGCCAGCAUUACUAGGAGCCACGACUUCCGUGGUGUGCUACUUAUUGGAACACAUCAUAACCUGUAGACUACAGACUUAAUAAAAGACGUAUUUCCUCACUUUCUCA